CCCUCCCCUCCGGGUCGAGCCGCUGCUCCAGCUGCCGCCGCCGCCGCCGCUGCCUGGCCGCCGGUGUCUCCGUGCUGCGCUCCCUCCUCGCCCCCCGCUGCUCCUGCCGCGUUAAAUGCACCAUCAUGACGGGCAUCGCCGCCGCCUCCUUCUUCUCCAAUUCCUGCAGGUUCCGGGGCUGCGGGCUCCACUUCGAGUCGCUGGCCGAGCUGAUCGUGCACAUCGAGGACAGCCACAUCGACACGGACCCCCGGGUGCUGGAGAAACAGGAGCUGCAGCAGCCCACCUACGUGGCCCUCAGUUACAUCAACAGGUUCAUGACCGACGCCGCCAGGCGGGAACAGGAAGCCCAGAAGAAAAAGGUCCAGCCCAAACUGUCCCUGUCAUUGGCUGGCAGUGUGUCGCGUAGCAACAUGUCCACGCCCCCCCGGCACAGCAGUGGCAGCCUGACCCCACCCGUGACCCCGCCCAUCACCCCGUCCUCCUCCUUCCGAAGCAGCACGCCUACAGGUAGCGAGUACGAUGAGGAGGACGUGGAUUACGAGGCAUCGGACAGCGACGAGUCGUGGACCACCGAAAGUGCGAUUAGCUCCGAGUCCAUCCUCAGCUCCAUGUUCAUGAACGGAGGCGACGAGAAGCCUUUCGCCUGCCCUGUCCCGGGCUGCAAGAAGAGAUACAAGAACGUGAACGGCAUCAAGUACCACGCCAAGAACGGCCACCGGACCCAGAUCCGGGUGCGCAAGCCCUUCAAGUGCCGAUGUGGGAAGAGCUACAAGACGUCUCAGGGCCUCCGGCACCACACCAUCAACUUCCACCCGCCGGUGUCGGCCGACAUCAUCCGCAAGAUGCAGCAGUAGCGCUGGUCGCCGUGCCAACCGAACCUCGCCACCUUCACCAGCGGCUGCUGACCUUGCUCCCCCAGCCCACACUACACCACCCGUUGCAUGCUUUAAGUUCCUUUUAUUUUAGAAUGUUACUUUCUCUUCUAUAUUUUGGAACGAUGUGUCUUUUUAGAUGAUUUUGUACAUUUGCACAUUUAGCUAUGAAACCUGUUUUUCAUUCUUUUCCACAUACGGUGCUAAGUGUUUAAAAAAAAAAAAGCUGGAAAAAAAAAUGUUUUUUUUUUAAUAAUAAUAAUAUAACAUGAUAAGAUGGAAGAACCUGUCCAAGACAGUUUAGGCAGAAGAUAGACACCCCCCCCACACCACCAUUCAGGGCCCCUGAGGGCUGGCUUAGACAGAGCCCAUGUCCCAAAUCCAGGGGCCGGCAGAUUGGAGCAUCCCAGGGGUAGGGGGUGCUGCCCUGGUGGGAUUCCCGGAAAUCCUCACCCCAGAAGGGUUGUAAGGGUGUGGAUAUGGUUCCUCCUGCCUCCAUCCGAAGAGGCGAGGAAAAAAAAUUCAUGUUUAGACUAUAUUGUCAAAUAUUACUUUAAAAAUAUGAAACAUAGGUUAUAUAUGUGUGUAUAUAAAUAUAUAUAAAGUAUAAACGUUCAUAAUCAUAAAACAAUUAUGCUUAAUUUCUUAGCUUUCUUUUCUACUUUAUUUUUAUGUUUAUUUCGACAUUUAAAGGCCCCUUAUGUUAUUUUGUCCUGUCAUUCUUCAGACCCCUGAGGGUGACAGCCCCCCCGCCCCCCCCCCAGGUUUCCAGCAUUUCCAGAAGACUCAUCAGUGUUCAGAUCUUACUGUUCCUCAGCUUCCCAGUGAGCCCCCCAGAUCAUGUCCCUUUUAAGCACUUUGUAUUAACCAGUUGCCAAUAGACUCUGGGCGGUUUUCUUUUCUCUCGUCCUGUUGCCUGCCGCGCUCUUCCUCCCGGCCUGCGGGCGGCCAGUGAACUAUCGCACUGGAGUUUGCUGAGGAAGGUCACGUCCGGGUCAGAGGUCAUCGCCUUCACGCCUCCUGUGUGGCUCACGUGUUGUGAUCGUUUCCUUUUUUACAUAUGAUGUACGACUGCCUUGUAUUCCAGGUCACGUUAUUGUGGCACGAAGCCCUUUCACAGUUGUUCUGAGUCCUCGGUCUUCAGGCCUUAUCGAUAGUGUUGUCUGCUUUGUGUGGCGAUGGCAGGUCCUCGUUCAGGGUGCUCGGCCCAGACUUCUGCGGAUCCUGCAGCCACUGGCAGGAUUUUGUGUAUGCGUGUGCCUGUGCGUGUAUGUGUGUGUGCAUGUAUGUGCCUGUGCGUGUAUGUCUGUGUGCAUGUAUGUGUGUUUGAACGUGUUACCAGUCAGCCACCUUGCCAGUCCAGUGUAAUCCAGUUUGCCAAAUGUUACCCCUGCUUUGUGGCUCUUGUGAGGACCUCCUCCGCCCCCAGUCUGUCUGGAUGAUGUCACUGUAACGUGGGAAUGGUCAUGUGGCUAGGGGGAAGAGUUACGACUGCGCACAGAUCAAUGGAUGGUGGGAUGAGAGAGCAUGGGGUGGGUUAUUUGUGAGCAAAGCAUUCCAGAGCCUCCUCACUGACCUUGCGUGAGUGUGGCCCAACUUGGACGUCCCGGCCACAGUGCGGUUUGGCGGCGGUUCAGGGAGGGGGAGCGCAAGCAAGCCAUCUCCAGAUUCCACCUCGGGAUGUCAAACACUCAUAAACACGACCCAGAAGCGAGCAGCGUAAUGGAACCACAGUUUAUACUGGUCUUAACGGUGUGACAGUAUUACGCAGCAGACACCGUGUAGAAGGGACCGUUCUCAUAUACUGUGUACAGUGAAUGUAUUGUAAUGUGCGUCCGUGAAAGUGCUUUUAAAUUAUAUUUUCGUAUGUUUCGUGGAGAUAAAUGUUUCCUUUUGUGUCCAAAGGCAAGAGAAGGCCGGCUUUUACUGAAGGCGAUUUACUACGUCGGACUGUCCUUAAAAAGCUGCUUCAUAAAUGUCAAUCCGAUUACAUAAAAUAAUUGAAAAAAAAAAAAAUAAAGGAAAUUUCUCCAUGA
Brienomyrus brachyistius is the source of this 2911-nucleotide messenger RNA. Its product is annotated as juxtaposed with another zinc finger protein 1-like. The transcript is spliced from 5 exons. NCBI's taxonomy places the organism in Eukaryota, Metazoa, Chordata, Actinopteri, Osteoglossiformes, Mormyridae. Bases 126 to 857 code for a protein of 243 amino acids. The record is from RefSeq and is a predicted model, not a curated record. Gene Ontology annotation, cellular component: nucleus.